Molecule: messenger RNA, 510 nt
Organism: Paraglomus brasilianum
Lineage: Eukaryota; Fungi; Glomeromycota; Glomeromycetes; Paraglomerales; Paraglomeraceae
Source: the annotation of a GenBank genome assembly
AUGCAAGCCACACAUGCGUUCGAAUGUAGGAAAGAGCCUUCCGAAGCACGACUGUGGGCUGCUUGGGAGUUGCUCAGUCAUACGCGCCAAGAACUAUUGAGAACGCAACGACGGUUCAAUCUUGAACGAGAAAUCACAGCACUGCAACAACUCUUGAAUCUGCAGAGGGAUAUACUUGUAGAAGUGGUUAGAAGCUUGGAAAAUUUCAAAGGAAGGUACACUUCUUUCGCUUCCUCUCUAGCAUGCACUACGGCGGCUAUGCCCAUUACUGAUAUUCAGACUGGAGAUCUAGAAAUUCUUGAAAAUUAUCAAGUGGAACUGCCUUCGAUGGACGAGGUUGCCUGCUCGUUGCGAGAUAUAUGUGCCAACAUGAAAGAAGAGGCUGAAGAAAUCAACGAAUGCAAUGCUUUGCUACGGGCAAUUGUUAACGCAGAGACAAUGGAGCGUAGUCUAAGAAUUCAGAAAAUAGAGGCUGUUGCCAAGGAUUACCAACCAGCACGGCUGGAAUAA